AUGGCGGACGGAAAUAAAAACAGUACCGAGGAUGGCACCGGAAGCGGUAUUGCCGGUACGGAACGGGCAUCACCACCGACACGCCGUACGUUGUCGGUGGCCCGGCUGAAGGAGAAGGGCAAGAAGCUUGCCUCCGCCCAUAUACACCGGGAGCUGACCGUGAACGGUACGUCGGAGAGUUUGAACCGGCUGUUGGAUGAUUUGCUGUCGCCGGAGAAUUCGAUUUCCAACAGUGAAAACAUCGAAUGGUGCCGCUGGCUGGUUGCUGGUGGCCGAACGCCAGCCGAGUUCGCUUCGAUUGUGCGGGCCUAUGACAACCAUGCGAAAUGUGGGCUGGUGUGGAUACCGCACGUGGUCGCGUACCGAUGUCGGACGUGCGGCAUCUCGCCGUGCAUGUCGAUCUGUCGCGAUUGCUUCAAGCGCGGCAACCACCGGAACCAUGACUUCAACAUGUUCCUGUCGCAGGCGGGCGGUGCCUGCGACUGUGGCGAUACGUCCGUGAUGAAGGCGGAAGGGUUCUGCAGCGAUCACGGGCUGAACAACUGCCAGAACAAGGCGCCGGUACCGGACGAUCUGAUGCUGGUGGCGGAAGCGAUGAUGCCGCGGCUGAUCCUGCGCAUGCUGCUGCACUUCCGCGAGUACAGCGCGACCAAUCUCGAUUCGGCCGACUGUCGGCGGACGGCGGAGUACUGCAACGAUUACUGCGCCAUGCUGAUGGAGUUCAACAACAUGGGCGAGCUGAUGCGGCGCGUCAUGACCCGCACACUGAUCGAUCGGGGCGUGUACCGCCGCCUGCAGGAACCACCGUUCCCGUCCCUCUGCUACAGCAUGUACCUGCGGGACGGCUGGGUGCAGUACGAGGAAGCGUUACGGCAGUUCCCGUCGCCCGAACCACCGCCCGACUACGCCCAUCUGGCCGCGCUCGGUCGCACGAUCGUGCACGAGACGCUGCUGGAGGAGUUCAUCUUUUGGACGUUUAAGUACGAGUUCCAGCAGCAGAUCGUAUGCUUCCUGCUCAACAUGCUGCCGGAUCAGGACUACAAGGAGCACCUGACGCGCACGUUCGUGAUGCACUACUGUCGCAUACCGAGCGUGCUGGAGCUGUCGAGCGAUCCGGACACGCUCAGCAACCGAGUGGUGCACAUGAGCGUACAGCUGUUCUCGAACGAGAGUCUCGCACUCAAGAUGGUGGAGGAGCUGUCGCUGCUGCACGUGAUGAUCAUCAGCCUGCGACAGAUGAUGUCCAAGAUACUGACGCCGCACACGCUGCACACGCCGGAACACAACUUCCAUUACGUGGUCGACUGUGCCGAGCGCGUGAUGAAGGAGCAUUGCUACUGGCCGCUCGUAUCCGACUUCAACAACGUGCUGUCGCAUGAAUCGGUCGCGCUCGUCUUCCUGAAGGAUGACGAUCUGAUCGAUAUGUGGUUCCAGUUCCUAUCGAUGCUGCAAGGAAUGAAUGUCAACAUUCGCGAAAUCAUCAGCCAUGUAGAGUACGAGUCCAGUUCCUACUAUGCCGCCUUCAGUUGCGAGCUGGAGGCGAGUGCCUACCCGAUGUGGUCUAUCAUUUCACACCUGCAAGAUCCGUCCCAUGCACCGCUUGCGAAAAAGAUCAUGAUGUACUGCGUGAACUAUCUGCAGGACUGGCUCGACGCAAUCAACUUCUACAAGCAGCCUCGAUUCCAAAAGGAUGAUAUGUACCGGGCGUCGUUUCACUUCCCACUGCAUCGCUAUCUAGCGGCAUUUAUCUGCCAGGGCGUGAAGACGAUGGGGAUGUCAUUGAACGAUAUUCUACCGUCCGCCGAUCUGUUACCGAAGUUAAUGAUGCAUCCGCUGCGUGUACAGAGUCUUUUCUACGCGAUCCUGUCGGGCGUGUGGGUGCGCAACGGACUGCAGAUCAAGGGCCAGGCAAUGACCUACAUACAGGCCAACUUCUGCAACUCGAUGGUGGACAUGGACCUGUUUUUCCUGCAGAUCUGCGCAACCCAGCUACCACCGAACCUGUUCGUCAGCGAGUGCAUUAUGAUGUUUGGCGUCGAGGACUGGUUGGGCAUGAGCGUGCUAAGCACGCCGCCGGAGAUGGAGCAAGACUCGAUGCUGGAGGGGUUGCUAACGUUCCUAGCGACACUGAUCACGUCGCGCAUCAAUCUCGGCAACGACGAGACGACGCAGUGCGUGAUCGAGAUCAGCGCGCUGCUCGCCACCGGCGACAAAACGCACAGCCAGCUGCUGGAGCUGAUGCCGGAACGGAGCGGGAACGCGCAUACGCGCAACUUCGAACGCUACCUGAAGGAGCUGUCGAUCUACCGGUCGCCGCCGGUCGGGUCGGAGAACCUCGAGCAGGGUUUGUUUAUGCCGGUGCCGGCGGUGUGGGAGCGCCAUUACGAUCCGCUUCACGUGUUGUUGCGGGCGGUGCAUCGUCGUGACUUCCAGAACUCGCUCGACCGUUUCGGUGCGUACGUGAAGCAGAUCGGCAAGAUGCCACGGAGCGGUAACUUGUGGCCACCGUUUCGGUUGCCCAGCUCGUGCGGUUCAGCCUACAGCGAUCCCGGGGCGAUACUCGGUUCCCGCAUCCUGCACGCAACGAUACUCGCCAUCUUUUACCGUGCCGUGCACAAGCACAACGUGUCGGAGCAUAUGCUCGCGCUGGCCGUCUUCCUGCUGGAGAUGGCGGUAUGCAAUGCUGGUGCGGUAGGCGGUGAGGCUGCAACCAGUCGUUCGACGGUGGGCGAUAGUGCGGCGGCAAGCAAAAGCGUCGAGGAGCAGUCCAGUUCGGUCGGUGCGGCUAAUGAGACGGUGCCGGAUCUGCUGAACUGUUAUCCCAGCAACUGUUUGAGCGACAACCUUAAAAUGACGGUGAAGCGCAUUUCACUGUUGCCGGCAAUGCGUCGCUCACCCGUUUCCUACCGACCGCUGGAUGGUGGUUCACCGCCCUUCGACAGUGACGUCGAAUGGGAUCUGUCCGAGGAUGAAACGCUUAUGAUGAUCGGAAGCAAUCCGGAGGGCGAAUCAGCCUCCGGCACGAUGGCGACUGGCACCACCGCUGGGAGUAGUGCAGAGCGAGGUGUCGGCGGACCGGGUGGAGCCGGAUCGGAUCAACAGCUCGUGCCGUCGCGCGGCAUUGGUAGUGGUGUUGAGGUGGUACCCUUGACACAGGACCUCUCGCAGAUGGGAAACAGUAUAGUGUUCCCGGGGCGUCGUCCCGCUAUUCACGCACCACCUUCCGCAUCCAGUACGGCGACCAGCACUACCACCACCCAGAUGGUGGUGGAGGAGGAAGAAGACGAUGUGAAUGAUGCGGAACUGGAGGGUAGCAAUCGGUCGAGAGAUACGGCAACGACGGCCACAGUCACGGUGGGAAGUGGUAGUACUGGGCAGCAAGUAACAACGGAGAUGGCUUUAAGACGACGGCGUUGGCAUUUGUUGCAGCGAUUGCUUGGCCAGCAGACGAGUGGCGUUGCUGCACCGGAGCCACAAGAUGAAGACAUGCCCGCGUAUCACGUGAUGGAUGCGGACGGCGAUGUGGUGGUGGAGGAGGAAGAGCAGCAACCGAGCGAGUUGCUAGCGAUGCGCGCUCGCUACCUGAUGCUGGAACGGCGACGUAGCAGCGUUGGCAAUGCGAACGUCGUACAGCCGGCCGAUGUCGACGACUACAUCGAUGACGAGGAUGACGAAGACGAUGAUGAUGAGGAGGAAGAGGAUGAGACAAACAAUGAUGGAGUAACUGGCAGGCAGCAGCAGGAUGGAGGUGUAGAGAAUGGCGGUAACGAUGGACAGCGUAGGCGGGUGGAUGAGGAUGACGAGUCGGCGGACAUUGCGGAUAUACAAUCGAUUGUGCCACGAACGCUGCUGGUGGGUGGUCGAACCCGUGCCCUGCAGCUUGGUAGGCGGCGACAAGAUGGAGGUCCGCUACAUCACCACCAUCAUCACCACCAUCAUCAUCACCAUCACCCGUCCGGGGGUGGUGUGGGUCCGGGAUCGCUCAUACGCACGAACGGUCCGGCCAGAGCGACCGAGUUUAUCGUGGAGGAAGCCGCCGACGAAGUGCCCGGUACGGGGAUCAUCGGCAAUACCGAGACCGGCGUUGAGCUGAUGAUUCGGCACGAGUUUGUGCCCGUGCCGGGUACGGGUGGGGACGGUAGUGGACAGGAGAUAGCGAUUCCGCAACAGCAACAGCGUGCCCUUACCUCGCCCGUGUUUGGCACGUCAUCGGCGGGUGGUACAGGAGUAGUGGCAACUGGAAAUGAACCACCCGGUGCUGGUGGUAUGCUGCUACCGUUCAACAGUGUCACGCCCGCCACUGCAACGGCUGCAACGACCGCGGGUGCAAGCUUGAGCGUGGUACCGCAGCAACCGAACCAGCUGCAGAACUACUACCAUGCUAAUCACCAUCAUCACCAUCAUCAUCACCAUCGGCACCAUCACCAUCAUCACCAUCACAAUCAUCUUGCUGGGUCGGGCGCCGGUGCGGGUGCAGGAGGCAGCACGGCAGGUGCUGGUGGACAGCAGCAAAGCCCACAGUCACUGCAACAGCAGACACCACGGCACUACCAUCGUAGUCUGCAGCCGGCAGGUGCCGGAGGUCAUGCACAGAUGGGACCGAGCGGUGUUGGCGGUGCCGGUGGUUUAGGAGGAGCCACUGGUGGAGCUGGCACGGGAAGUGGACAACCGAACUGGACGCGCUUCAAGAGACGCAAUCUGAUGAGCAACCAUCGGCAUACAGGCGGUGGCAACACAGGUUCGGGCACUGGCUGUGAAAUGACACCGCGAGAGGAUAUUGGCAUUGGUGGUGGUGGUGGGCGAGGAGACGGCUCGAAUGAAAACGAUACGAUUGUGCUGGAGGAGUCCAUCAUUUCACUACUGUUGAAGUUACACUCACAGUUAAGCGGCGCCCUCGACAGUUUCUCGUUGGACGACGAAACCGAAGAUGAGCUGUCGGCCGGUAGCGGUAGUAGUGCAGGGGUUAGAGGCUCGGCAACCAAUCAACCUGCGAUGCCUUCAUCGUCCUCCUCUGCUCCGAGUCAGCAGCAACGUGACGGGGAUGAUGACGACUACGCCAAAAUGGAGCUGGAUGAAGACGAAGGAACACCGUCGGCCGGUGGUAAAAGUAAUGAAGCUAGUCAACAAAAGGAAUCUACUGCACACGGGCAGCAGCAGAAGAGGCAACAGCAGCAGCACCAUCGCUGGGGCCGUAUCUCCGAUUCACGCAUCGGGGAUGGUCCGUUCUUCAUAGGCAACCUGCUGCGCAAGAUCGCCGCGCUGGACGAAACGUGUGCCGUGCGUAUUGAGCAGAUCCGGGCGGAACUGUGGCCGAACCAAAGAGAGCGCCAGGCGGAGCAGAAGGCUCGGGAGGCGCGCGAAAAGGAGGAACGAACCAAGCGUGCCAAGGAGCGCCAGAAGAAGAUGAUGGAAGAGUUCGCCAACCGGCAAAAGCGUUUUAUGCUGCUGACGAUGGCAUCGAUGGGUGGCGAUUCGUCCGGCAUGGAUUUCGGUUUUGGCGAUGAGGAAACGGAAGGCGAAGGUGGCGGUGAUGCAGCGGCCGCACGGGUCGCAGCAGAACGCCGGGCGGCUGAAGAGCAGCAGGCGGAAGCGUUACGCGAGAAGGAGUAUGACUGCAUCAUCUGUAACACGUCCGGUCCGAGCACGGAAACGAACCCGAUCGGGUUGGUCGUGCUGGUAGAGUCAAGCAGUGUGGUGGGCCAUCGUAGGACGCGGUCGGAGCGUUUAGCGUUACCGUUGAGCAAGGAAGAUCAGACACGGCUAACGGAGAGUGUAACGCUAGCUAGUGAGUUCAACAAGCGUAUUGAACUGCUGCAGUGGAAGUUCGGUCAGACGUCCUGGUUCCUGUCCCACAACAUCGGCUGGGAGGGUGGUGUACACAUACAAUCCUGCGGCCAUCAUGUGCACCUAUCCUGUCAGGUCGCUUAUCUGAAGUCACUCCACACACCUCGCAGCCCGAACAACCUGAACGUAGAGUUGGGUGAAUUCUUCUGUCCGGUCUGUCGGCAAUUGGCGAACUCGGUUCUGCCGCUGAGUCCGGCACUCGAUCGGCCAGCACCAUUGAUACGUGCCCCAACGCCACCACAUCGUGCGCUAGUGCUGGAGCUGAUUCAGCUGUUUCAGGAAAGCAAACGGGCACCGAUGGCGAGCAAGUUCUGUGAAGCGAUGGGACGUGCGAUGGGCAACAUUACUGCGUGCACGCAGCGUAACAUCAAGCGUUACCCAGUAACGCUACAGAGCCUGUUCUCGUUUGUACUGUCGAUUGCACGCACUAACCUCGAGGCGGAAGUGAUACAGCGCGGUGGUUCGCUGUGCAGCACGGAGGACAUCCGGUACAAGCCGAAGCGGGAUUGCAUAGUGCCGCUGCUGCACGUACUAUCGCUCCACGUCCGACUGAUGAUCAACGAUGACUGGCCGAUACGGUUUAAGGUUGGUGACGAUUGGCCGUGGCAUUCCUGGUCACGUCUUGCCGGUAUCCAACUCGCGUACGGUAACGCCGAUGUGGAGGUAGGUGUGGAGGCGAGCGAAGAAUCGGUUGAGCGGUUGGCGAUGGUACCAGCACGGAAUACUGGCAGUGGAAGUGGUGAUAGUCUCGCCCGCCACGAAGAGGACGACGACGAUGAUGAUGAGGAUGACACGCCGAAGGAUGGUAAGCAUCGCGCACGAAUACCGGCUAGCAUACGCGGUAUGUUGCUACCACCACCACCAGCGGACGCUAGGGAGGAAGGAGAAGAGCUGAGCACCGCAUCGGCGUCAUCCGGUACGGCAACGGCCGCAAUUGGUGGUACAGCGUCAUCCGCCACCUCGACGACAACGACAACCGCUGCCACCAGCACAAUCGUGGACACGGAAACCAUUCCCGAUCUGAUUAGCGAUCCGACCGCUCUAAUGCUUAAGUUCAUCCUGCUUGCACCACUUCACCUCGACCAAGCGUAUUUUACAUGCAUCGUGAAGGUGAUGUACAACUUGCUUUACUAUCAGAUAGUGCUACAACUUUGUACACACCUGACGGACGAAGAGUGCGAUGAAAUCCUUGCCCGGUACGGUCCAACAGCACAACCACCACCGGUAAUAGUGCGAGAGCGUGGCGUCCCGCACAUCGGUGUAGCAAUGGCGUUCGUGUUAAGUCAACUGGACCGUUGCCGACACAUCCGCAGCGACAGCAUACUGAUGGGCGAUGUUGGUGGCAGCAGUGACGGAAUGGAAUCGGCUGCCAGCGACACAUCACCGAUGGACACUAGGGUAGCCGGUGCUGGUACCACCACCAAGCGGCUUAACCUCGAUGUAUUUGAGAAGCGUUUGCAACGGCUGUGCUUGCCGUUUCUGCGUGUGGCUGCACUGCUCCGCCAUCAUAUCUACCGUGCGGAGAUACCGGAAAUAGCCGGACCGCAGCUGGAGUUCGCACGGCUCGUUUAUUUUCUCGAGCUGGUAACGGUAUCGAUGGACUGGGACAAGUUCAACGCAAGCAAGGCGCUGUGCUUUCUUACCGGUACGGAACUAUCGUUGCCGAAGAAUUGGUGCGAUCAGUUGCGCAAUCUUCGGCCAACGUACGAGUCGACACGUUCGCUCAUUGUCCAGCAGCAUAUAGAAUGGCGUCAGCCAAAGCUGCUCGGACUGCCCCGCGAAUACGAAAGGCUGUUUACGUAUUACCACGAGCAACCGUGCCAGAAAUGUCAAAACGUACCGAAGGAAAGCUCCAUUUGUCUUCUGUGCGGUACGAUCGUGUGUAUCAAACAAACGUGCUGUAAGGAAAUGGACUGCUGUGAAGCAGUACGGCAUUCGAUCAGCUGCGGUGGAGGGACAGGCAUUUUCCUCGUGAUCACUUCUACCUAUAUCAUCAUCAUCCGGGGACAUCGGGCGUGUCUAUGGGGUUCGCUUUACCUAGAUGAUUACGACGAGGAGGAUAGGGAUUUAAAGCGCGGUAAACCACUGUAUCUUAGCGAAGAUCGGUUCAAUCUGCUCGAAUCACAGUGGCUUUCGCAUCGAUUUGCCCACACCAAGCACAAUUGGGUUUGGCAUCGAGAUUCGCUGUAA
Anopheles marshallii is the source of this 8034-nucleotide messenger RNA. RefSeq names its product E3 ubiquitin-protein ligase Ubr3 (gene Ubr3). The record is from RefSeq and is a predicted model, not a curated record. Bases 1 to 8034 code for a protein of 2677 amino acids. Gene Ontology annotation, biological process: protein ubiquitination; ubiquitin-dependent protein catabolic process via the N-end rule pathway. Gene Ontology annotation, molecular function: ubiquitin protein ligase activity; zinc ion binding. Gene Ontology annotation, cellular component: ubiquitin ligase complex; cytoplasm. The transcript has 9 exons. Lineage: Eukaryota; Metazoa; Arthropoda; Insecta; Diptera; Culicidae.